Messenger RNA from Malurus melanocephalus (red-backed fairy wren), 794 nucleotides. RefSeq names its product uridine phosphorylase 2 (gene UPP2). Bases 109 to 675 code for a protein of 188 amino acids. Gene Ontology annotation, biological process: uridine catabolic process. Gene Ontology annotation, cellular component: cytosol. The record is from RefSeq and is a predicted model, not a curated record. Gene Ontology annotation, molecular function: uridine phosphorylase activity. The transcript is spliced from 4 exons. Lineage: Eukaryota; Metazoa; Chordata; Aves; Passeriformes; Maluridae.
GAGGCCACAGCGCAAUCCUGAGCUCAUUGCAGUCUCACAGGGACUGUGACACUGCUGCAGCCUCACACAGACUGAUGUUUCUCUUUUCUUACCUUCCAACAGCAUGGSAUGGGCAUCCCUUCCAUUUCCAUCAUGCUUCACGAGCUGAUCAAACUGCUGCACCAUGCGAGAUGCCGGGACGUUACCAUCAUACGCAUCGGUACCUCUGGAGGCUUAGGGAUUGAGGCCGGCUCUGUUGUGAUCACCGACACGGCUGUGGACUCCUCCUUCCAGCCACGUUUUGAGCAGGUGGUGCUGGGUGAUGUGGUGGUGCGCAGCACCGAGCUGGACAAGGAGCUUGCAGAGGAGUUACUCGCCUGCAGCAGGGAGAUCCCUGACUUCCCCACACUCAUUGGCCACACCAUGUGCACCUAUGACUUUUAUGAAGGUCAGGGGAGAUUAGAUGGUGCAUUAUGCUCUUUUUCCAGUGAAAAAAAGUUGGCGUAUUUAAGGAGGGCAUAUGACGCUGGUGUGAGGAACAUUGAAAUGGAGUCCACGGCAUUCGCUGCCCUGUGUGGGAUGUGUGGCCUCAAAGCCCCUGCAGAUCACAUCCCAACCGAGUUCCCAUCCAGCAACAGUGUAAAGAUGGUCAAGACACUGAUUUUCAGCUUAAGAAGAGAUUUGUGCCGUGCAUAAAUUUCCAAGAAAAAGGCACAGCCCACAGAUUGUUACCACUGCCCUUUUGUACAGUGGAAGAACUUUCACUGACUGGGGCAGGUGAAAACRAAGCACUCUUGUAAAUAAAUGCAUAAGAA